UUCAUUGAUUCAAAUUGCAAAACUUGUGCACUGACUUCACCAGAAAAUAGUUGUGACUCGACAUGUGGAGGUCAGUGUAGUGGCUCGACUGGUGUUUGCACGGGGUGUCUGUCAAAUUAUGUAUUCUCAACAACAAACAGUUUGGUGUGUGACAAAUGCUCAACAUAUGAUGCAAAUUGUCUGACGUGUGAUUCGUCAUAUCAACGGCAGUGUGUGACAUGUAAGACAAGUGGGAUGUAUCCCGAUGAAUCAACAAAGAAAUGCAAAUUGUGCAGUACAACAUGCAAUGGCAAUUGCAAUCAAACUAGUGGUAUCUGCACUGCCUGUCUGACUAAUUAUGUGUUUGAAGAAACAAAGAGUAAAAUGUGUGUCACUUGCAAAACAUUUGACAACAACUGCAAAACAUGCAAAUCAGACUACACACGAAAAUGUGUUGAUUGUGAAAAUGGGUAUUAUCCCAACGACAGCGGUAUUUGCGUGCCUUGCAACACUAUUGAUACAAAUUGCAAAACGUGCAAUUCAAAGAUCAAAGAGUGUUUGACAUGUCAAGACCCGUAUUACUUAUCCAGUCAGAAGUGUGUGAGUUGUUCUUCUGGCAGUUACAAAAACACUGAAACAUCGUGUGGACAGUGUUACAAUGAUUUACCCAAUUGCCAAACAUGUUCAACGCAAUCUGUUGGUGUUCCUAUGUGUACUACAUGCUAUUCUCCAUAUGUUUUAGCUUCUCAAUCAAAAACAUGUGUGAGCUGCACAUCUUCUCAAAUAUACAACAAAACAACACAAAAGUGCGACAGCAGUGCUAUUGGUUGUUUGACAGGAUCGACUAAUCAGCAGUGUUUGCGAUGUGAUGGGUCGUAUUACCUUUCUGAAUACAAAUGUGUUGCAACAAACAACUGUAACACCCCAUCAACAAUAUCAAAGGUAUCAUGUGACUGUGCACACCAGAUAUCAGUCAACUCGGAUUGCAAGAGCAAAGUUUCAAAUUGCAAAUACCAAAGAAAUUACAAAACCCAAAGUGAAUGUAUUCACUGUGAUGACAAUUAUUUACUUAAUGGAGUGACUUGUCAGAAGGUAGCAGUUGGUAAUACAAUCAGAAACGAUGUUGUUUAUAAAUGUGUCAAUGACAAUUAUCUUGGCUAUAACAAUCAAUGUAACGCAUGCAAUAAAAACGCUUCUGUAUGUGUCAAUUACAACAAUGUCAUUGAAAUAAUCGCAUGCAAAGAACAAUAUACAUAUGACGUGGAAAACAAGAAAUGUACCAACGACAUUUUUUGUUCGAAAUAUUCAAACGACUUCUGUUCAAAAUGUGUUAAUGAUAACAUGGAUAUGCACGAAGGUAUGUGUGUGACUUGUUCAGUUCCAAAUUGUAAAAAUUGUGAAGGUGGGAAAUGUAAAAAAUGUUCGAAAAAUUAUGUGAUACAAACAAAUGGAUUUUGUGUUGAGAAGAGUGAAGUGAGUUGUGUCAAUAGUGAUGGUCUUCGUUGUUUACAGUGCACUGAAAAUUUCUAUCCGACCGACUCAAUUAAUAACGAAGGGAAGUAUGACUACUGUUUGCCACUUUCUUUGGCGCAAAUAGAAGACUGUAAAUAUUCGAUUAUAUCUAAAUCGAAGUGUGUUGAAUGUUUGGACUCUUUUAAAUUGAAGAAUGGAAAUUGUUCUGAAAAUUUUGAUGAUGAAAAUGAACAAGAAAACAAUUCAAUAAACAUAAAACAAGACUUGAAAGGUGCAGAGGUAUCAUGUUUCAUAAGAAAUAACAAAGGGUGUGAAAGAUGCAAUGAUAUAUAUUACUAUAACAACUAUGAUGGUGAGUGUCUUCUUUGUUUGGCAAAUUGCAAAGAAUGUUAUAAUACUACUUAUUGUACUUCGUGCCAACUUGGGUAUUACCUUUCUUCUACUUUUACAUGUGAACCACUUGGCGACCUGUUUACAAAAUGUGACUUGACACUUCCAACGGGUGGUGGAUGUGCAAUUUGCAAAGACAAAUAUUACAAACAAAAAACUGAUUGUAUUUCUUGUGAUGAAUCAUGUGAGACUUGUGUAGAGGGUGAUUCAUGUUUAACAUGCAAAGAGGAAUACUACAAACUCUCUGGUAGAGAAAAUAAAUUGUGUGUAUCAUACGACAAUUUGACGAAUUGUGAUACAAAAACACCAAUUGGAUGCGUAAAGUGUAAUUCUGGCUAUUACUUAGAGAAUUACCAAUGCAAGAAUUGUUCUGAAAACUGCAUUUCAUGUGACAAUGCAAUAAGUUGCAACAUAUGUGUAGAAAGUGAUUAUGUUUUAGUCAAUUCACAGUGUGUGUAUUUCAAAGAAAUUGAAUAUUGUAAAUCUGCUAACAAUUCAAAGUGUAUUGAAUGUGAAGGGUAUCACAAACCAAGUGAUGCUGGUGAUUACUGUGUCAAAGUAACGAAUUAUGGUUUAGUCGUUGGAAUACCGAUUUCAGUCACAUUAAUAGUUAUCAUUUUAAUUAUUGUGAUAAUAAUAGUAGUAAUUCUUUGGUUGCAAAAUCAAAAACAGAAGAAAAAAGAGCAAAAUAUUUGCAACUUCAAGAUGAGUCGAUCAAAUAUUGAAAUGAUGAAAAUAAGUGCAAAUUUGGUGUCAAAUAAGAAAAAAUUGACGUUUGAUCUUGACAACAACGAUCCACUCAAAGUCGAUAAAGAAACAAGGGAUUUAAUUUGUAUUGGAAACAAUUCCAAAAACAACUUGAAAGUACAAUUUAGUGUGAUGAAUGGGUGUGAUUAUUAUGAAAUUAGAACAGUACCUUCACUUGUAUCUCUCAAGCCUGGCUUUGCUUGCGAAUUUGAAAUAUUUAUUAAACCGUUGUGUACUUGUACUACCAAGGAAGAUGUGAUGAUCACUUCAUUAAAUCUUUCAACGGGGAUUAUUGAAAACACGAAAAUACACAUAGAAAUAGAAACUGAACAAACAACCAAAUUGAAUUAUAGAGAACUUGAAGAAGAUAAGAAACUUGGCGAAGGUUCUUUUGGAAUUGUAUACAAAGGAAAAUAUAGAGGAAAUGUAGUUGCCAUUAAAAAGAUGAAACAGCUUGAUAGCAAUGAAAGCGGACUUGAUGAAUUUGAAAAAGAAGUUGCAAUGCUUGAUAAAUUCCGCAGUGAAUAUAUCAUCCACUUUUAUGGUGCCGUUUUUAUAGAAAGUAAGGUGUGUAUGGUCACUGAAUUUGCACAAUUUGGGUCACUACAAGACUUGAUCAAACACCAAAAAAGUGAAGAAAUUGAUAAAAAGUUAAGGUUGAAAUUCUUACUUGAUGGAGCAAAAGGUAUUCAAUAUCUUCAUGAGAAUGGAAUUUUACACAGGGAUAUCAAGCCUGACAAUUUGCUUGUAAUGUCUUUGGAUAUCACAGAAAAAGUUAAUGCAAAAUUGACUGAUUUCGGAAGUAGUCGAAAUGUAAAUAUGUUACAAACAAACAUGACAUUCACUAAGGGUAUCGGUACACCAACAUACAUGGCUCCGGAAAUACUCAAACAACAAAAAUAUAAAAAGUCUGCUGAUGUGUAUUCAUUUGGAAUCACCAUGUUUGAAGUCAUUUCAUGGAAAGAGCCGUACUCUAAAGAUCAAUUUAAAUAUCCAUGGAAAAUUGCAGACUUUGUAAUGGGUGGAAAUCGUCUUAAAAAACUUGAAAUGAUGAGCAAUGAACAAUAUGAUAUUAUUUCGAACUGUUGGUCUCCACAGAUGGAACAAAGAAUAACAAUUGAAGAAGCCGUUCAAAGAAUCGAAAAAUUGUUGAAUUGA
This is a messenger RNA of Entamoeba invadens IP1, 3747 nucleotides long. Its product is annotated as protein kinase domain containing protein. The annotation marks the transcript as partial. Lineage: Eukaryota; Evosea; Mastigamoebida; Endamoebidae. Gene Ontology annotation, molecular function: protein kinase activity; ATP binding. Gene Ontology annotation, biological process: protein phosphorylation. The transcript is spliced from 2 exons. The record is from RefSeq and is a predicted model, not a curated record.